AAGAUUCCCAACGAGUUAUGGCUUGGCAUAUUCGCGGACGCGACCUACAUCCCGGAGGCUAUGACGUGCAAUGACGGAGAGAGCAUAGAGCGCAUCGCAGACGACCAAAAUGCAAUUCAUUUGCAUCGGUGGCACCGAGAAGCUAUGGACACCAACUUGGCCAUCGCCCUCGUUUCAAGGAGAUGGAAUGCGUUGGUCGCCGAGUUCCUCUUCAGAUACAUCUUGCUGAAGGAUGGAGACCAUGCAAUCCACGUGGCGGCUGCCUUAGCGUCAAGACACCAACGUUCGCGCACGCCCGUCGCGGGACCAGGGCGGUGGACAAUCCGCCUCGAACUCGCCUUGGAGGGCGUGCACAUAUGGAAGAAAGAGCAUUUGAGAGCCCUCGGCCGGAUCUUCAAGAGCUGUCCCAACCUGCGCGUUUUCUCCACCAUCGCCUGCACAUCCGACCCACACCUCUGGGAGUGGUGUGCGCUCACGCGUACCAUCUCGAAGGGCCUGAAGCAGGUGCAUAUACGCAGGCUCGAGUGUAGAGGCGAGCACGAGAGCCUUCUGCAGGUGCUCGUCCCGCACCUCGCGCCAUCCCUGGAGAUGCUCUGGGUGUCUCCUCCUUCCUCCACAUCACGACAAAUCGUAUAUUCAUUCACCCAUCUCGACUUCCCGCAAUUGCGCAGCCUCAUCAUCUCGGACAAUACGCGGACAUACAAGAAUUCCCUCCUCACCUGUAAUACUCCGGCUUUGACUCAUCUGGUCGUCACGGGGAGCCCGUCAUCCACCUCGUCUCCACAUGACGUUGGCGAAUUCGUUCAGCGCAGCGGCCAGAGGCUCCGUCGUCUGAAUGCCCUUCAUCACGGGCAGCUAGGAUUGCUGGAAAUGUGUCCGAACCUGAGUCACUGGGUGCUA
Molecule: messenger RNA, 900 nt
Organism: Laetiporus sulphureus 93-53
Lineage: Eukaryota; Fungi; Basidiomycota; Agaricomycetes; Polyporales; Laetiporaceae
Exons: 1
Source: RefSeq, a predicted model, not a curated record